This is a messenger RNA of Alternaria incomplexa, 2283 nucleotides long. RefSeq lists its product as uncharacterized. Gene Ontology annotation, biological process: transmembrane transport. NCBI's taxonomy places the organism in Eukaryota, Fungi, Ascomycota, Dothideomycetes, Pleosporales, Pleosporaceae. Gene Ontology annotation, molecular function: transmembrane transporter activity. Gene Ontology annotation, cellular component: membrane. The transcript is spliced from 4 exons. The record is from RefSeq and is a predicted model, not a curated record. Bases 1 to 2283 code for a protein of 760 amino acids.
AUGCUCGGUGGCGCCUGCAUUGAGCUUGCGACAUCGCUUUACGCAUUCCGAUCGAGUUCAGGUCAAGUGUAUCGAGAAAAAUCGCUUCGCGCGAAUGCGGAAGGUGAGAGCCGUCUUAAGCAGGCACUCAGAAGUCGCGUCACCUGGACUGCCGCUGUCUUCCUUUUCGGGUAUGUCGGAGCCGGUGGAGCGCUUGGAGGCUGGAUUGUUACCUUCAUGCGCCGGGAAAGAGCAGGUGGCGAAUUCGAAUCUGGCAUUGUCGCGACCGGAUUCUGGACUGGCAUCGCUGCCGGCCGCCUUGUCUUGAGCUUCAUCACACCAAAGCUUGGCGAGAAGCUCGCUGUCCUGAUAUACUUUGUUAUCGCCAUCACAUGCCAACUCAUGUUCUGGCUCGUUCCAUCCUUCCACGUCUCAGCCAUCUUUGUCGCACUACAAGGCUUCUUCCUCGGUCCGCUCUUUCCAGCUGUCAUCGUCGCAGCGACUAAAGCUCUUCCGCCACAUCUCCAUGUCUCUGCGAUAGGCUUUGCUGCUGCGAUAGGUGUUGGCGGAGGUGCUGCGUUACCCUUUGCUAUCGGAUCGCUUGCUCAAACAAAAGGCCUUGGUGUCCUACAACCUAUCAUUCUGGCUGUUCUCGCAGCUCUCUUGGUUCUGUGGCUGUGCUUUCCGAAAUUGGAAAAGAGAAAGACGGAAGGAGGGGUGCCACUGCUCUCCCCAGAAGAGCAAAGAAAAUGGUGGCUCAACGUCGAUAUUGAUCUUGUAGAGAUCAUGAGACUCGACAUCAUGUCCUCCAACUCACCCGAGGCUUCAUCAUGCUCCAUCACAGACAAAUUGCGCUCUCUGAGGGCUGAAGUGGAUGAGCUCGCUAAGACCCUCGCUUCCGAUUCGGACUCCUCCACAGAGACGCUUGUCGGAGAUACACCAUCAACACAGAGUGCGGACACUUCCACGGGAGCUGAGACAAAGCCAAGUACGCCAUCAACAUCGACCAACGACGCCAACCAGAAUGAGACUCGCGAAGGACACCCGUCCAAUUCUGACGACACCGAUAUCGUGUAUCAUCCCCAUCUCCGCGACGUGAACAGCAUUCCCGACCUUACUUUCACCUUGACGGAACUCGUAGAUAUUCCCAACGACAUCAUCAAACAGUACUACGGCGAUCGCAUUCACUUCUCGAAAUGGUACGCUGGCCAACCCUAUACAAUGGCCUGGUGUAUCAAAGCGGAUGAUGUACUCGAUCCUAUCGCUAUUGUCAUUCGAUGGCCCAACGACUCAAGUCUUGAUAUCGUGAAAAAGGACGACGACGGCGACAGCAUUGCCCACGUGUCAAGACACCAAGAACGGACCAACACUCUGGGGACGGCAGCCGCCAACAUUCGUCUGAAAUUCGGAUGUGAUCGGAUUGGCUUCUACGACGGUGCGCAUCUGAUUUUGUUCGUAUUCAGCGAUAAACCCCGGUCAGGUGUCACCCUAUUCGUGGGAUGGUCGGAUGAAAUUCGCUACAAGCUCAUUAUGUGGCUAGGGGAGGCGAUCCGAAACACAAACGUGCAGAUGUUGAAACCGCUUGUGGGAUACGCGCUUGAGGACUCGAAUCUGGAGGCCGCGGCUCUGGAGCCUCCGCCGCAACGUUUCCUACAUGACAAACAUAUUGACAAUAGCGAGGUAAGCAGCGCGCUACUCACGUUCGGCGCCCAGUACGGUGGCUGUGCAUUCAAAAUCUACACAACCCCUGAUGGCAACCUCGUCAAAGUGGGAGACAGCCCACUCCAUACUGUCGACGAUUCCGCAAUCGCCACACCGGAAGGCGUCCUCAAAUCCUCACAACUCACUUUGAUCGACUUUCUGGUCAUUGCCGGUAAGGACCACUCUCCGGCCCUCAAACACAGCUACGAUAUUGUUCCCGACGCCAUCACCUGGUAUGUGCGCAAGACCGGCGAACGCAACGCGAAGGAGCUCGUUGGUAUAGUUCAGUUUGCUCCUGCCGGCACGAUCGUACCCGGCGAUUGGGGUCUCCGGAAGCCGGACCUUAUGUUCACGAAUGGCGAAGGUAUCGUGCGCACGGCGAAGCCCCUUCUGGAAGCCAUGUUGUCAUUUGGACAGAAGCGGGAGUGUUAUUGCUUGGCAUUAUUCGACUAUCACAACGUCGUCUUUGUGACGCGUUGUAAGGGAACGAAGGUGAAUGCAAGCAUAGCGUUGAUUAGUGGGGAGAGGAUUCGCGGCGGGUUCCUGCAGUGGCUGAUACGAGCAUUGCAAAUUGUCGACUAUCAUUGCGACGCAGUUGAGUGA